GCAAAGAUAUGCUGGAACGGCAUGCUGAGAAUGUCUUGAUGGCCGGCGUCUAUCUUGACGUGGCGGACCUGUUCAUGGCCAGCAUGCUUGAGAAUGCCACACUUUUCUUUGUGAGCAAUGUGGAUGAGCCGAAGUUUGUGCCCAUGCAAGAAUACUUCAAGACCCUGGGUGUGCAGAUGCCUGAACCACAUCCCGAUUGUAGUGACAAACCUUCUGAAAAGUGGCAUGUUCUCUUGACAAGGGCAGACUAUGAGGCUUGUGGUCGCUGUGAGGAUCUCCCAAGCAUAAAUCAUUUCAUGCCAGUGUUCGAAAGCAACGAGGAACGGGUCAAGAAGGAGAUCGCAUGGAUGAAAGGGGAAACCAGACGCAAAGAUUCUGAGCUGAAAGCGGCAAUCAUGGAGCUCUAUGAUGAUGCUAGCGGUAUGGAUGAAAAUGACAAUGAUGCGUUGAUCGAACAGUUGCUGGAUCAGGUGCGAUUGGCAGAACAGCGCGGUGAUGCUUUAGUUCACAUGGUAACCCGCAUCUCCAGCAUGGCAAUGGAGAAUGCAAAACCAGAUGGCAAGUGGCUAGUUCGGGAAGCAGUGUCGGACGGCAACUGUGGGCUUUGGACCAUCAUGGCUUUGCAGGCAAAUGGACUAGACAUGUCUCUCACGGUGGACUCUGACACUUUUGAUGGCAUGCUAGCCUGGAGAGAGAGAUUGUCGGAGGCAUGGAUGAAGGUGUCUUCAGAUGGUGUUUGGCAAAAAUAUCUUUCCCUCAGCUCCGGAGACGGUAAGCCAUCUAUGCCAGCUUUGUUGAAAGACGGCAGGGCAGCAGAAUCCACAGAGCAAAAAGAGAAGCGUUUGCGCGCUUCAGCACCUCCAGCCAACAAGAGGCUGAAGAUGGAUCCAUCGUCUGGUGGUUUUCUACCUGGCAAUCUGAUCAAGAAUGAAGACCCCGAGAACAAGGUGAAAUCGGAGCCUGCAAUUUCUCAGCCUCUACCAGUGCGCAUUCCAGCUGCAGAAAGGUCGAGGAAAGGUGCUUUCACAGCUGAGAACCAGCCGAAAGAGGAAAAACAGGAAAAGGAAUACAACCGCAAGUCCAAGAAAAAGGUCAAGACUGAACCUGAACAUCCUGAACGUCCUGAACAUGGUCAAGCUGAUCAAGAUGAUCAAGUUGCUGCCGAGAACGUAGAGGGUGAGAAGCCUAGGCAAACCAGGCCGUAUCGCAGGGCAACUGCAGAUGAGAAAGUACAGCGGCAGAAAAAUGUAGCAAUCAGAGCAGUGUUGGCAACACAGUUCAAGUUACGAUAUACACAAUGGCAUGCUGCGCACACUUGUGGUGCCCCCAUCAACGGUGCUGCUUCCACCUUGUGUGAUGGAAAAGGAUGGGGAGAUAUGUUGAAGGAUUUGACAAAUCAGACCUUACCCUCUUGCACGUCUUGCAAGCAGCUUCUCAUUGAGAGAGACAUUCCUGCUCAGUUGCCCAAGAUCCUGGAAAUGAUGAACAAAGUUGACAAAAUCUCCCUGGCAGAGUACAAAGCCGGGGAUAAUGCUGAAGGUGCUGACGUAGCUGCUGAUCAUCAUGAUGCUCAUACUGGCCCUCUUGAGGAACAAGUUCAAGAUGCUCAAGGAGAUCAAGAUGCCGAUCAGCCGCUGCUAAGGUUGCCAAAGAUUCUCGAUUGCUUUAAUAUGCUUUAA
Messenger RNA from Cladocopium goreaui, 1679 nucleotides. Lineage: Eukaryota; Dinophyceae; Suessiales; Symbiodiniaceae. The record is from the annotation of a GenBank genome assembly.